Vespula pensylvanica (western yellowjacket) is the source of this 1040-nucleotide messenger RNA. RefSeq names its product probable enoyl-CoA hydratase, mitochondrial (gene Echs1). Gene Ontology annotation, cellular component: mitochondrion. The record is from RefSeq and is a predicted model, not a curated record. Lineage: Eukaryota; Metazoa; Arthropoda; Insecta; Hymenoptera; Vespidae. The coding region runs from base 136 to 1023 and encodes 295 amino acids. Gene Ontology annotation, biological process: fatty acid beta-oxidation. Gene Ontology annotation, molecular function: enoyl-CoA hydratase activity. The transcript is spliced from 7 exons.
AAUAUGACCUUUAGCCAUGAUAAAUAAGCUAUAACGCAAGUUCGUAAUACAGUGGUUGCCACGUAGCUAUAAUAUGGUAAAAUAAAGUCAUUCUAUUUUCUCGUUCGCGUACUUAAAUAGAAAGAACCGAUAAAUAUGGCAACUAUUCGCUUAGGACAAAUAUUAUUUCCUCGCGUUUUUGAUAUCGCUAGAAAACCACAACAAUUUGCAUCUUUCAUCAAGUUUUAUUCUUCUCAAAUUCAUAAUUAUGAAUUGAUAAAGGUAGAGACUACUGGAGAAAGAAAAAAUGUUGGAUUAAUUACUUUGAAUAGGCCAAAAGCAUUAAAUGCUUUAUGUAAUCAGUUAAUGAUUGAACUGAAUGAAGCUAUAGAAAAGUUAGAUAAAGAUGAUACUGUUGGAGCUAUUGUUAUUACAGGAAGUGAGAAAGCAUUUGCAGCUGGUGCUGAUAUCAAAGAAAUGGCUAAUAAUACAUAUUCUCAGACUAUGAAAGGUAAUUUUCUUUCAUUUUGGAAUGGAGUUUCAAAAGUUAUUAAACCAGUGAUUGCUGCUGUAAAUGGAUAUGCUUUAGGUGGUGGAUGUGAAUUAGCUAUGAUGUGUGAUAUUAUUUAUGCUGGAGAUAAAGCAAGAUUUGGUCAACCAGAAAUAGCUAUUGGUACAAUACCUGGUGCUGGUGGUACUCAAAGAUUAACUAAAGCUAUAGGAAAAAGUAAGGCAAUGGAAAUGGUACUUACUGGAAAUCAAAUAACUGCAGAGGAAGCUGAAAAAAGUGGUUUGGUUAGUAAAGUAUUCCCAUCUGAUAAAGUUGUACAAGAAGCAAUUAAACUUGGAGAAAAGAUAGCUUCACAUUCGCAAUUAGUUGUAUCUAUGGCAAAAGAAUCUGUUAACAUGGCUUAUGAAACUACAUUGCAAGAAGGAUUACACUUUGAAAAGAGAAUGUUUCAUGGAACAUUUGCCACAAAUGACAGAAAAGAAGGAAUGACUGCUUUCAUUGAGAAGCGUCAACCCAAAUUUACUAAUCAGUAAAUGCAUAAAAAUAGAUA